CACAACCAGGAUCUACAGCAGCGACAUCGGGAUGUCAUUCGGGCUUGAGAAAUGUAGUCGGAUGGUGACUAAGAGAGGAAAGGUAGUCCGCACUGAAGGGUCUCACUCCCUGAAGGAACAAUAGCAGACAUUGAGGACAGCUACAAGUACCUUGGUAUACCACAAGCCAAUGGCAACCUCGAACUGGCAGCAAGGAAAGCGGCUACGGCCAAAUACCUCCAGCGAGUGAGGCAAGUCCUAAGAAGCCAGCUCAAUGGCAAGAAUAAGACCCGGGCAAUAAACAGCUAUGCCCUGCCAGUGAUCAGAUACCCUGCAGGAAUAAUAAGGUGGCCAAAGGAAGAGAUUCAGACCACGGACGUUAAGACCCGAAAGCUCCUAACCAUGCAUGGAGGGUUCCAUCCCAAAUCCAUCACCCUGAGACUGUACGCAAGCCGAAAGGAAGGAGGCCGGGGACUAGUGAGUGUGAGAGCCACUGUCCAGGAUGAAACAUCCAAGCUCCAUGAAUACAUCAAGGAGAAGGCUCCAACGGAUGACGUACUCAGAGAAUGUCUCAGACAAUGGGGAACAGAAGAUGAGGCGCUGGAAGAGGGACCAUCAUGGGAGGACAAGCCCCUACACGGGAUGUACCACCGGACCAUAACUGAGGUGGCUGAUCUCAAGAAGUCCUAUCAGUGGCUAGAGAGGGCUGGCCUGAAGGACAGCACAGAGGCACUCAUCCUGGCUGCUCAGGAGCAGGCCUUGAGCACCAGAGCCAUCGAGGCCCAGAUAUACCACACCAGACAAGCCCCAAGGUGUAGGUUGUGCAAAGAGGCACCUGAGACGAUCCAACACAUAACUGCAGGGUGUAAGAUGCUGGCAGGGAAAGCCUACAUGGAACGCCAUAACCAGGUGGCUGGCAUAGUCUACCGAAACAUCUGUGCGGAGUAUGGACUGGAAACCCCAAGGUCAAAAUGGGAAACACCUCCGAAGGUGGUGGAGAAUGACAGAGCGAAGAUCCUGUGGGACUUCCAGAUCCAGACUGACAAGAUGGUAAUGGCGAACCAACCAGAUAUCGUGAUCAUAGAUAAAGGGCAGAGGAAAGCCGUUGUAGUGGAUGUAGCGGUCCCAAGUGAUGGAAACAUCAGGAAGAAGGAACAUGAGAAACUCGAGAAAUACCAAGGGCUCAGAGAGGAGCUGGAGAGAGCCUGGAAGGUAAAGGUGACAGUCGUGCCUGUGGUGGUCGGAGCACUCGGGGCAGUGACCCCCAAACUAGAUGAGUGGUUGCAACAGAUCCCGGGAACAACAUCGGACAUCUCAGUCCAGAAAUGUGCAGUGCUGGGAACAGCAAGGAUGCUGCGCAGAACCCUCAAGCUUCCUGGCCUGUGGUAGAGGACCCGAGAUGAAUGAGGGACGGACACCACCCGA
Molecule: messenger RNA, 1404 nt
Organism: Hippocampus zosterae (dwarf seahorse)
Lineage: Eukaryota; Metazoa; Chordata; Actinopteri; Syngnathiformes; Syngnathidae
Exons: 2
Coding region: 382-1368 (328 amino acids)
Source: RefSeq, a predicted model, not a curated record